UCUACAAAUCUCUGUGAUUCAUCGCCGUCAUUCUAUUCAGAGAUCAGAUCCAACCCGAUCCAACCCCUAAUUACCAUCAUUUUAACUUUUCGAGAACUUCACGAAGAUGUGUCAGGUUCAAGGUGACGAAUCUUUGAUGAUGAUGGAGGAGAAAUCUUUCAAAAGGAGCUCAACUUGUAUGAAGUGUGAAGAAGCAGCUGUUGUCAUUGCAAGAGUAAAAGAUGCCUUUUGUAGAAAUUGCUUUUUAGCUUACGUAACCCAUCGCUUCAAAGCUACCAUAGGAAAAUCAAGAUUGAUACGUGACAAAGAAAAGGUUCUAGUUGCAUUCUCUGGUGGUCAGAACUCGUCUGCAGUGGCUCGAUUAAUUCAUGAAGGACGAUCAGAGAAUCAGCAUAAGAAAUUCAGAUUCAUUCCAAGUCUCAUCUACAUUGAUGAUGGGAUUAUCAUGGAUCAGACUGCAUCAGAGAGGAGUGCAAACAGAGAGAUUGUUACUAAACUUAUGAGUGCAUAUGAUAUACCUUCAUAUGUUGUUCCACUAGAAGAGGUUGUCAACAUGAGACAUUCGUAUGAAUCUAUUCCUAGAGGUAAAGGUAAUGAUGAUGUUGCCAUGGCAACAAGACAUCUUAAUCAACUCAUUAUAAAUGAUGUAGACAGUCAAAGAUUACUAGAAAUUUUGAACAGCGCCAAGUCACUGACGGCAAAAGAAGAUCUUAUCCAAACUCUAAGGCAUAGGCUUCUUGCUGACGUUGCCAAACGGACUGGCCAUACCAAGAUCAUGUUGGGUGACAAUGGAACCAAUCUAGCAUCAAGGGUACUCUCUGGUAUGGCGCAAGGUCGCGGGGUCACCGUUCCACUCCAGGUCACGUUUGCAGACAAUAGAGAGGGGGACAAUACAUUUGUCAGGCCUUUAAGGGAGUUCCCUAGUCGUGAAGUUGCACUGUACAACCAUUUGAUGGGUGUAGAAUCUGUGUGUUUGCCCACCCCAACAACCAAGGCAAGCCAGUAUGCAAGCAUCAAUAAACUCACCAGUGAAUUUAUAAACGGUCUACAAGUUGGCUUCCCCUCAACCGUUUCAACUGUACUAAGGACAGGAGAAAAAUUGUGCACAGUCUCGUCUUCUGGAGAUGGGGACAAUUGUAUCAUGUGCAAGGGUCCCCUAGAUACGGAUGUCCCAGCUUGCUCUGCCCUGAAGUCUACCCAGCAUUCCCUAGCUGAGCUCACCGAUACAGAUAAAGGAGGGCUGACACAUUGUAAUUCAUCAAUGUCUUGUGAAUCAGCCAGCGAUCAGUCAUCGUCAGAGUGCUGUGGGCAAGGUGAUGGUAGCUGUCAUAGCACCAGGAAAAUUAUAUCAUUUAGAGAAGUGUCAAGGUGGUUGUGUUACGGCUGUAGGAUAACAAUACGAGAUAUGAAAGAAGUCAAUUCCCUCCCGGAUUAUGUUUUAGAGGAAGCAGGAAGAAGGCAGAGGAGGUCUGUGAUGAAAGAAGAAAUCCAAGACUUUUUGCUGACGGAUGAAGACAGAUAACAAACAAAGCAGAUCAUUCAUUUGCAUUUUCAUCGUUAGAGUAAUCUUUGAAUUAUAUAACAGGGCCGGUAUUCCUUAGAGGGUUAAAGGUCAAUUAAGUCAACCCUAACAUAAAGUUAAAGUGAAUAAAUCAAGAAAAGCAGUGAAUAUUUUGUAAAUAUAGGAUGUGAAAUAAGAAAGCUAUGAAAGUUAUGCUUAAUAUCACAUAACACUUGUGUGACCAGCACAGAAGAUAUGCAGGUGAGAGAGUUGAUGACAUCAUCACACUCAAUAUUUUUUUGUACAUGAUAAUAUUAUGAAUACAAAUUUUUUUUAGAUAUGAUUAUAUAAAUAAGGUCUUGAUUGAAUCAAUCACAUUACUGGUAAUUACAUCAGAAAUUACUCCUGUUCUUUGUGCAGUCUAUCAUGUUUCACAUUAUAAUGAGGAAAGAAAAUAGAAUUUUUCAUAUUUGAUUUGAAAUAAUACAAAAGGAAUAGUGGAUGUGUGACAUCAUCAGCUCCCUUGGUUGCAUCAGGGUAGUGGGAGGUUCCUACUACCCUGGUUGCAUACUACCCAUGUUGUGCAUAUUUUUAUGUAGUAUGUAUUUAACUUCUUGUUAUCUUUUCAGUCAUUCACCUUCACUUGUUUACAAACUCCCCCAAUGUCAUCUAAGAAUUAAAAAAAAAACCAAUGCCAUUUAACUCCUAAACCCUGACCGUAACAGACCAACCCUCAGUGAGUCAGCCAACUUCAAGGAACGAAAGUUCUAAGAAGUAUGGCUCUCACUUCCAGCCCCGGUCACUUGCACAGAGCAUCACCACACCCCUUAUAACAGAGAAAGUUUGAUAGACAGUUACCUGAAGACCAAUCGGAACAAGGUUAGAUCACUCCCACCUUAAAUUGCUACACCCCCAAAACUAAUGAUAUAAAUAAGACUUCUUGAUGAUUAGAAAGAUAUAGCAUACUAGACCCACACUCAUCCAUAUAUACUGACUGACUGACUUCAAGACUUAGACGUCCAUCCAAUAUUAUCUUAACUUCAGAAUCUCAAUCUAAUACUUCAAAAUUAUUAUAUUCAUCAUCUCCUGUUUUAUUUGAAUAUUCAUGUACUUUGAAUUGUAAACUGUAGCUGAAUACUGAUGAUUAAAUACCCUGUGAUUUUGAACUGUAUUACUUCAAAGUUUCUUCAUUACGCUUCCCUUCUAAAUUAUAAUUACCGAUCCCAACACGACAAUAUUGUAUUAUGAAAUUAAGGGAAAAUUUUAUGAAAUUGUCCUUGCUCAUCUCUUCAUGUUAAUACAUAAGAUGCUGAUGAAGUUUGCAAUGUUAUCGUUUAAUCUACCUCUAUUUCACUUAAUUUAAACAACUUGUUGUUGAGGUGGACUUUGAUCUUUUACAAAGUAUCUUGCCUGUCUUAAAGAAAUACUUAUUUUCUUGUAAGUUUCACUAAUUCCUACAAUUAGUAUUGUUCAUUAUUCCAGUGCCUGUCUUAGAACUGCAAUUGUUUGAAUGAUGUGAAAUUUUCAAAUUUAUAAUUUGUCGAUUUUAUUUUACGAAUUGAUGGCACUGACUAAAAUGAAAUAAUUGUGUUUUUCUCUCUUUUGUAUGAAAUCAUUUUCAAGAAUCGAAAGGGCUGAAAAUAUUAGAAUAUAAUCAUUGUAACUUUCUGAUAUGUAAAAUAAGCAUUCAUAUUACAUUUUUUUUAAGAAUGAUAAAAAGAUCACAAUAGAAACUGUUAAAUUUGCAAU
Lytechinus variegatus (green sea urchin) is the source of this 3250-nucleotide messenger RNA. RefSeq names its product cytoplasmic tRNA 2-thiolation protein 2-A-like (gene ctu2). The record is from RefSeq and is a predicted model, not a curated record. Lineage: Eukaryota; Metazoa; Echinodermata; Echinoidea; Temnopleuroida; Toxopneustidae. The coding region runs from base 107 to 1522 and encodes 471 amino acids. Gene Ontology annotation, biological process: tRNA wobble position uridine thiolation. Gene Ontology annotation, molecular function: tRNA binding; sulfurtransferase activity. The transcript is spliced from 13 exons. Gene Ontology annotation, cellular component: cytosol.